Diutina rugosa is the source of this 1257-nucleotide messenger RNA. It is a transcript of the gene SSF1, whose product is annotated as rRNA-binding ribosome biosynthesis protein. Lineage: Eukaryota; Fungi; Ascomycota; Pichiomycetes; Serinales; Debaryomycetaceae. Gene Ontology annotation, biological process: rRNA processing; ribosomal large subunit assembly. The transcript has a single exon. Gene Ontology annotation, cellular component: preribosome, large subunit precursor. Gene Ontology annotation, molecular function: rRNA binding. Bases 1 to 1257 code for a protein of 418 amino acids. The record is from RefSeq and is a predicted model, not a curated record.
AUGGCGAAGCGGCGAGUCAAGAAGAGAACCCACCGCAAGGUGGCCGAGGAGGAGCUCGCCAAGAUCCCCAGGCUGAUGGUGCUUCAUUUGGGACAACUGCUCCACAACCACCUGCUCACCCAGUUGGUCAGAGACUUCCGCCAGGUGAUGCAGCCCCACACCGCCAUCAAAUUACGCGAACGGAAACUGAAUAAAUUGAAGGAUUUCGUCGUCAUGGCGGGUCCCUUGGGGGUCACCGACUUGUUUGUGUUCAACCAGCUGGAGGAAACGGGCAAUGUGCUGUUAAGAAUGGCGAAAGUGCCCCACGGCCCCACGCUACAAUUCCGAGUCAACGCUUAUUCGCUCGUUAAGGACGUCGCCAAGGUGUUGAAACGACCCAAAUCGGUUGGCGUGGACGCCCCGGAGUUCCACACCCCACCUUUACUUGUUUUAAACGGGUUUGGCAACUCCGUGGCCGAUAUGCCCCAACACGAUAAGCUUGUGGUGACGAUGUUCCAGAACAUGUUCCCGCCGAUCCAGCCGCAACUGACGACGGUCAACAGCAUCAAGCGAGUGCUUAUGGUCAACCGAAACGACGACGGCUCCAUCGACGUCCGCCACUACGCCAUCGACACCAAAUUGGUCGAGGAAUCGCGUAAUAUCAAAAAGUUGUUGGCGGCGAAACAAGUCCACAAAAAGAUGCCCAAUUUGAGCAAAAACAUGGACGUGCUGGAGUUGGUGUUGGACCCGUAUAGUGUCGGUGGCGUGACGCUGGAUCUGGAGGUCGAAGAUGAUGCUAUUGUCGAAAUUAACCAGCAGCAACAACAGGCGGUAAAGGCGACUUCAACGGUUGAAACUGAAACUGCUGCUACUAGUAGUAGUACUAAGAAGCGGGCGAUCAAGUUGACUGAGUUGGGGCCUCGUCUUAACAUGAAUUUGGUCAAAAUUGAGGAAGGUGUCGGCGAAGGUAAAACGCUCUACCACUCGUUGAUCACGAAGCUGGAGUUGGAACAAAAGGCCUUGGAUAAGAAACACGAGCGCCGCAAACAGUUGCGGGCGCAGAGACGGGCGGAACAGAAGAAGAACGUCGAGGAAAAGCUCAAAAAGAAACAGGAAAAGAAAGAGCGCCGCCAACAACGACAGAAGGGCGACGCCGACGGCGAUGAACACGACGACGACGACGACCACAACAUGGACGACGACCUGGCGCUGGACUCGGACGCCGUCGACAUCAAGCCCGAGGACUACGAGAACGACUCCGACUUGUACAGUGAAUAG